UGACGGUAUGCGUAAAUCUGAUUUGUUGUUGGCAGCGAGCUGGGCGUCCGAGAUGAUUAUAUCAAAUAAAAUAAAAAAAUUCACUGCAACUAAAACGCCAGACCCGACAAAUUACAAUUCACAUCGUAUCCACACAUCAGCUAAAGAGGAACCCGCGCCUUUUCCUCGUUGAUAAGUAGCUUUGAGAAAAACAUCUGCCAGGAUUUGCGCAGGAAAACAGCGAACUCCAAGCGAGCAACGAUGAUCUGUAUUUACCAUCAGCUCAAAAAAGGGAAACAAUACGUUUCGGGGAGAGCUCAGUGGCAAUAGAGGAUGAAAUGAGAAAGGAGUAUACUGCUUGAACUUGUUAUACAACCUCAAUCACUGGACGGAUAUUUUGUAUGUUUCUCUUACAAUUGAUUCGGGGUUCGUAGACUUCUUAAUCGCUGAAUUUAUGCAACAUUUGCAUCUAAAGGUCACGAUUUGUGUAUCAAUUGUCAACGCAGAUUAAUAGUAGAUCCUGGAGUUCGUGGUUUAUUUUUAGGGAAAGGGCCAACGCUUUGUGUGCCGAUGCCAACGGCAGAUUGCAGGUUGCUCCAUCAUGGUCGGAUCAUGAAGUGUCUGACUUUUUUACUCUUACUUCCAGAAACACUGAAAAAGUCUAAAACGACUGGGAAACACACAAGCAGGUUACCAGUAUGCUAUGAGAUUCUAACCCUGUCCCUGAAGAAGAAGAUGGCUGCAGAACUGUACCCUGCGACCAACAACGGUACUACGGUGACCGGCACUGACAAGAAAAGCAAUGUGCAGGUCACCCAGUCAACAACCACUGCAACAACACCGACCACCCAGCAAAACAUAAACAACAACAACGUCGAACCUCCGAGCUGGCAGUCCUCGCACCCCACGCUACGGGAGAGGAACGCCUUGAUGUUCAACAAUGAACUCAUGGCCGAUAUCCAUUUCAUUGUUGGUCCCUUCGGUGAAUCUAAGAAAGUGCCAGCGCACAAGUAUGUGCUGGCAGUGGGUAGCUCAGUCUUCUGUGCCAUGUUUUACGGGGAUCUUGCAGAGGAAUCGUCCGAAAUCCAUAUCCCAGAUGUAGAACCUGCUGCUUUUCUAAUUCUGCUGAAGUACAUGUACAGUGAUGCAAUAGACCUGGAGGCUGACACCGUGCUGGCCACCCUGUACGCUGCCAAGAAGUACAUUGUACCCGCCCUGGCCAAGGCCUGCGUCAGCUUCCUGGAGACUAGCCUGGAGGCCAAGAACGCCUGUGUGCUGCUGUCCCAGAGCCGUCUGUUUGAGGAGCCUGAGCUGACACGGCGCUGCUGGGAGGUGAUUGAUGCGCAGGCAGAGCUGGCCCUGGGCGCAGAGGGCUUCUGUGAGAUUGACCUGCAGACCCUGGAGAUCAUCCUGCAGAGAGAGACCCUCAACACCAAGGAGGUGGUGGUCUUUGAUGCUGUCAUGAGUUGGGCCACAGCAGAGUGUAAGAGGCAAGGACUGGGAGAAACCACCCGCAACAAGAGAUCUGUCCUGGGCAAGGCACUCUACCUGGUGCGCAUCCCCACUAUGACCCUGGAAGAGUUCGCUGAUGGGGCAGCCCAGUCAGACAUCCUGACACUGGAGGAGACGCAUGACGUCUUCCUGUGGUACACAGCGGCCACCAAGCCCAAAUUGGACUUCCCACUGGCACAGAGGCAGGGCCUGGCACCCCAGAAGUGCCACCGCUUCCAGUCGUCAGCCUACCGGAGCAACCAGUGGCGCUACAGGGGCCGCUGUGACAGCAUCCAGUUCGCAGUGGACAAGCGGAUCUUUAUUGCUGGACUGGGCCUGUACGGGUCAAGUGGUGGGAAGGCAGAGUACAGUGUCAAGAUUGAACUGAAGCGUCAACGGGUGACCCUAGCACAGAACCUGACCAAGUUUGUAUCGGACGGAUCAAGCAGUACAUUUUCUGUAUGGUUUGAAAACCCGGUUCAGGUGGAGCAGGAUGUCUUCUAUACGGUGAGUGCCGUGCUGGACGGGAAUGAGCUGAGCUAUUUCGGCCAGGAGGGCAUGACAGAGGUACAGUGUGGAAAAGUGACAUUUCAGUUCCAGUGCUCCUCAGACAGUACCAACGGGACUGGGGUGCAGGGGGGACAGAUCCCAGAGCUGGUAUUCUAUGCAUAAACUGAACUGGUCAUAACGGACAAGUAGAGGACAUAUGGACUGUACAUCCAUGUGUUUAAGCCUUCUAAAUAAUGUAGCAUUAAGACACUACGGUAUGUCACUAAACAAAAUACUAUUUUUAAGUGAAGGAAUGCUGUUAUUUAUUUUAAACGUAUUUUAAUUAUUAACUGCAAAGAGCAGUCCCUUGUAAAAAGUCGUAUUGCACAUGUGGACAGCCUCUGCAAUGUUUUUUUUUGUACAUAAAGUACGGUUAUAUGGUUUGCAGCUUGAUGCUGAUCAAUCCUGAUGUUCUGUGCGAGAGCUUAUGAACCUGCAGAAAAUCAUAAAAGUUAUGCGAGAUAAGCCACAGAUGUUGCUGCUCAUCAUUAUAUAACUCGCUUGCAUGUGUGAAAUUUGUUUGAGGGGUUAUUUUGUUGUUAGAGCACCCUCUAGGUACACAGAUGAGUGCUACAGGCAGGUUGGUAAAAGUGAUGUGGUCAACCCUUCAUGACGCCUUUGUUGGGGCAAAGUCUCUAAUUUGACCACUUUUAAUAAGUGGUAAAUAGGUUUGGUUCUUAGUAGCAAGACAACACUUAAAACAGCAUUCCUCCAAAAAAGACAUUCAACAGUAUGGUUCUUUGUUUACAAUAACACAGGGAGUAUUGCAGGGAGAUGGUAGGUACCUAUGGCGGGGGCAUUGAUGCAGAGCUCUCUGGCCAGGACCAGGAAGGUUCUACCCAGGACGUAAACAUUUACCUGAGGGAGGGAAAAGAGAAUUAAGAGCAGAAAUACAGGAGGGUAGUGCAACUUUCACUGAAACCCACCCUGUCAAGUCCACAAUGUCCUCAUAACAUGAUCCAGAGUUACUUAACAAUUGAGUAGCUCGUGAUCAAAUCUGGUCUAGUAAGUGUAACUCAAUGCUAAACUGGCGUACUAUCUAGAAAGCCCACCGAUUCUCCAGAACAGGGGCAGACUAAAGCUCUAGUUUGAUCUCCGACCAUCUCAUUCUUUCCGGCUAACGCUCCAGACCUUAGGGCAGCGUUUCCCAAACAAGUCCUGGGGCCCACCCUGGGUGCAUGCUUUGGUUCUUAACCCUAGCACUACACAGCAGAUUCAUAGCUUGAUGAGUUGAUGGCAGGUGAAUCACAAUGCCUUCCCGUGGGAGAGGAGGGCAGUGAUCACUGGCCUGGGUGGGGCACCACAAACUGUGGAUUUGUGGAAUAUCUACCCAUAGCACACUGAUCCUUGACCGGAUAGCACACUCCUACCCUUCAAAUACCAGGGGGUAGGGUCAGCUCUUCCAAGGACAGCUGAGAGCAUAAAAAUACAACUGACCAGCUGUGUCUGAGAAAUGUCCCUCCACCUUAACACUGACUUUAUACACAGAAAAAAUGUGGGCCUAUAUUUAUACAGUCCUUGGCUUUAGUUAAAAAGCUCAACAUAAUGCAUAAGCCAACUUCCAUCUUGUUGGAUGUUAUAUCAUGGUCAGUGUGGGAUUGUGUAUACUUAAAAAAUAAACAUCCUUGAUGUAUCGGACUGUUCAAUUAUAUUUCAGAAGGGGUUUUUAUUAAUAAAACAUAUUUAAAAAAGGGCUAAAUGUCAACGUCGUGGUGCAAACACUCAGCGAGUUGAAAAAAAGGAGAAAAAUUAGUGUAGGCCUACUCAUUGGAAACUCACCUGCAGGAGGUCACUGAGGUCAAGCAGCAUGUCUGUAAAGGGGGGGGGGGGUUAAAUCAAAACCACAGGAUAGUACACAAUUACAUAAUUUGGGUUUCCAUUCUCUGCAAAUGGUACAGCCAAGUGUGUUUAUUAUUUUCAAUAAAAAGUAUUUCAAACUUC
This is a messenger RNA of Oncorhynchus kisutch (coho salmon), 3960 nucleotides long. Its product is annotated as BTB/POZ domain-containing protein 6-B-like. Gene Ontology annotation, cellular component: cytosol. The record is from RefSeq and is a predicted model, not a curated record. Gene Ontology annotation, molecular function: protein binding. The coding region runs from base 550 to 2142 and encodes 530 amino acids. The transcript is spliced from 4 exons. Gene Ontology annotation, biological process: neurogenesis. NCBI's taxonomy places the organism in Eukaryota, Metazoa, Chordata, Actinopteri, Salmoniformes, Salmonidae.